AUGGCUCACCUCUACCCGCAGAAAUACACCGUCCCCCGCGCCAGACCGUUAACCGCCCGCGAACAAAUACAAGUCGACCUGUACCGCCAGCUGCGCGAACGCUUCCACGAUGGCCCGUACUACUCCGUGCUCAAGAGCGACUCGUCCAGCGCCAAGAAGGACAGCUCUGCGCGCGCCGAGUUCGAUCCCUUCCACGGCAUGCCCUCGUACUCGGGCAGGUAUCAGAAGAAGCGGCGGGCGGCGCCGAACCUGAAAGGCCGGCCGUACGUGAUGAAGUUCUUCCCGCGCGACGACUUGUGGCGGACGAUCCAGCCAAGCUAUAAGCCCGGUUCGACGUUGGAUGGGUUUGUGGCGCAGGGCCCGCGGACGGGGGUCAAGCGUGGGUUCGAGCUGGACGAUGACGAGGACGAGGAGGAGGAUGCGAAGCGGGCGCGGGGCGAUGGGGAUGAGGAUGAUGCGGAGGGCGCCGCGGACGAUGCGCUGGAUGGAGACGAGGACCAGGAGGAGGAGAUUGUGGACGAUGACUUUGAGGAAGAUGACGAUGAGAUGGGCGGGGACUACAAUGCGGAGCAGUACUUUGAUGGCGGCGAGGAUGACUUUGGGGACGAUGGGUUUGGGGAUGGCGGCGGCGGCGGUGACGAAGAUACGUACUAG
Molecule: messenger RNA, 654 nt
Organism: Aspergillus terreus NIH2624
Lineage: Eukaryota; Fungi; Ascomycota; Eurotiomycetes; Eurotiales; Aspergillaceae
Product: DNA-directed RNA polymerase III subunit C31
Exons: 2
Coding region: 1-654 (217 amino acids)
Biological process (GO): transcription by RNA polymerase III
Cellular component (GO): RNA polymerase III complex
Source: RefSeq, a predicted model, not a curated record